AUGGAGUCCCCUGCACAAUCUACUGCAUCUGCGGUGGCUUCCUUAUCGAUUAAUCACACAAAGAAUGCGGUAUCAAUGCAAAAAAGAAAGCGCAGAGCGAGUUUGAAAUCAGAGGCUUGUCGGGAACAAUGCCGCACCAACCAAGCUCGAUACCGUCAGAAACAGCGCGAAUACGUCUCGACUCUUAAGGCGAAAGUCGCACAGCUUCGAAGUGAAAUUCCAUUGUUAGAAGUACAACGGCGACGUCUUCGCUACGACUCACAACAACGUGUUUGGGAUGUUGUGGUUGAGUAUUUUCAGCUCUUUCGUUACGGCAUUGGCGAUACGUAUAUGCAAGGAUCUGUAGAUUCUAACGAUGUGCUUCGUGCCUCAGAAUCUCAGCACCAAGUUAUGUUCUUACGAUCAACAAUGGCACCAGAUGUCGAGUUUGGGAAUUUAUGUGGCGUCGAGGUUCUUAUGGAGCAUUGGCGACGAUUGUCCGAAUACCAUGAAGACCUACAUUUACAUCUUACAGGUAUGGAUAAAGUAUCUGAAAGUAUUGUCACGGCAUCAGCAAUCUUAAGCGUGACAAUAAGCAAGACAACAUUGGAGUACGUCUUCCCACGGCUCAUGAGCUCUGAAAACGUCGACGAUCUGUCACUUGCAGUGAAACUACUGGGCCACAAACUCAACUAUCCUUGUUCCGCAAUCUCACAGAUGUAUCUCGUGUAUUGGAUGGUGCUGUCAUGUCUUUAA
This is a messenger RNA of Plasmopara halstedii, 735 nucleotides long. RefSeq lists its product as uncharacterized. Bases 1 to 735 code for a protein of 244 amino acids. The record is from RefSeq and is a predicted model, not a curated record. The transcript has 2 exons. NCBI's taxonomy places the organism in Eukaryota, Oomycota, Peronosporomycetes, Peronosporales, Peronosporaceae.